Alternaria burnsii is the source of this 1173-nucleotide messenger RNA. RefSeq names its product pectin lyase. Lineage: Eukaryota; Fungi; Ascomycota; Dothideomycetes; Pleosporales; Pleosporaceae. Gene Ontology annotation, molecular function: pectate lyase activity. The record is from RefSeq and is a predicted model, not a curated record. The transcript has 3 exons. The coding region runs from base 1 to 1173 and encodes 390 amino acids.
AUGAAGUUCUUGGCAAUCGCUGCUCUUGCCAGCCUGGCGCAUAUGGCAAGCGCAGUUGGCGUUGUUGGCAAAGCUGAAGGCUUCGCAACUGGAGUCACGGGUGGUGGAAAUGCCACGCCGCAGUAUCCAAAGGACAUCAAGGAGCUGACAACGUUGUUGACUGACAGCACCGCUCGUGUCAUCGUUCUUGACAAGACCUUUGAUUACACCACAUCCGAGGGCACAGUCACUGGAACUGCUUGCGCGUCCUGGGGUACUGGAGCAAAGUGCCAACGCAUUCUGUUAGACACUUGCGAUGCAGGACAAGUGAAGGAGACUGUCACCUACUACAAAGCUGCGAAAACCCCCAUCAAAGUUGGUUCCAACAAGACCAUUUUGGGUAUUGGAAACAAGGGCAUUAUCAAGGGAAAGGGACUCUCCUUUGCCGGCAAGAACGUCAUUGUCCAGAACAUCCAAGUCAGUGACUUGAACCACAAGUACGUCUGGGGUGGAGAUGCUCUCUCCUUUGCCGGAGCUGAUCUCAUCUGGAUCGAUCAUGUUACUACUGCUCGCCCCGGCCGACAACACUAUGUUUUUGGUUUUACACCCAGCACUCGCAUCACCCUCUCCAGCAACUUCAUCAACGGUGCCUCCGACUACUCCACUGGUUGUGACGGCUAUCACUACUGGGUUUUCGAGAUGGUUGGCACUGGCGACUCCAUCACCAUGAAGAACAACUACAUCACCAAGACUGCUGGCCGUGGCCCUGCCCUUAGCGGCAAGACCCUCCUUCACGCCGUGAACAACGUCUGGUUCGACGUCAAGGGUCACUUGCUCGAGGGAGGUGAUGCCGGCGCCCGUGGAAUCUUCGAGGGCAACGUCUUCAACAACGUUCAGAAUGUUGUAGCCGACUACGCUGGCAAGCUCUUUGGUUCUCCUGAUGCCAACACGAACAAGCAGUGCAGCACUGCUCUCGGAAGGUCUUGCGAGGUCAACCUCUUCCAAGGCACCACAACUACCGCCAGCUCUUUGACAAGCAAGAAGGACACCUCAUUCUUCAGUGAGUUCAAGAACCUAGGUAUUGCAAAGGCCGUCGCUGCUUCUGCUAUCACCACCAGGAUCCCCAACGGUGCAGGCAACGGUAAGCUUUCUGCGCUUAGCGCGAGAUCUGCGUCAGCCAAGUUCAGAGUUUGA